AUGCAGCAAAAGAGGCCCCCCUCUCCUGUGCCGAGCUGUGUGUCCAUGAAGAGUGACAAGUCCAUGUUCGAGCCUCCGUGCAUGGGAGGAGAUCCUGCUGGUCAGAGUGUGGAGAUUCAACAGGCCCACAAAUCACACCUGCUGGAGAGGUCCAAGUGUCUGAUGGAGGGACUCGCACAUCAGGGAGAAUCAACACUGCUCAGGAAGAUCUACACUGACCUCUACAUCACAGAGGGGAAAGGAUGGGGUGUCAAUGAAGAACAUGAGGUCAGACAGAUAGAGAGGGCAUCCUGGAGAGAAGCAGAUGAAGAUGAGUAUUCUGAUGAUUCAGAGGGAGAAGAGGAUUCUGAUGAUUUAGAGGGAGAAGAUGAAGAACACGAGGUCAGACAGAUAGAGAGGGCAUCCUGGAAAGAAGCAGACGAAGAUGAGGAUUCUGAUGAUCUAGAGGGAGAAGAUGAAAAACAUUUCAGACAGAGAAAGAGAGAAUCCUGGAGAAAAGCAGCACAAGACAGGUCAAUCAAAUGCAGUGACAUCAUCAAACGCUUAUCUGAAGAAGUCAGUGAGUUAGUUCAUCAAGUCAAGGCCUCAUCUAAACAAGCCAAACAGAUAUCUGAGCAAGUCAGACCUAUUGGAAUAGUGCUCACAAAGGGAGUGGCUGGCAUAGGAAAAACCGUCUCUGUGCAGAAGUUCAUUCUGGACUGGGCUGAAGGCACAUCCAAUCAGGAUGUAGACUUCAUAUUUCCUCUUCCUUUCCGGGAGCUGAACCUGAUGAAGGAGAAAACCAUCAGUCUAGUUGAUCUCAUUAGGCACUUUUUCUCAGAUGUGAAGGAUCCAAGAGUCUUCACCAGUUUAGAGAACAGAGUCAUGUUCAUCUUUGAUGGUCUGGAUGAGUGUCGACUUCCUCUAGAUUUUCGCUACAACCCAAAGUGCUGUGAUGUGACAGAGUCAGUUCCAGUUGACGUCCUUCUGACAAACCUCAUCAAGGGAAAGUUGCUGCCCUCUGCUCUUCUCUGGAUCACCACCCGACCAGCAGCAGCCAAUCAGAUCCCUCGGGAGUGUGUGAACCAGGUGACAGAAAUAAGGGGAUUUAACGACCCACAGAAGGAAGAGUACUUCAGGAAGAAGCUCAAUGAUAAGAAAAUGGCCAGCAGAAUCAUCGCUCACCUGAAGUCAUGCAGGAGCCUCUUCAUCAUGUGCCACAUUCCAGUCUUCAGCUGGAUUUUAGCUACAAUAGUAGAGAAAGCAUCAGAUGGAUCAGGGAGUAUAGAGAUUCCAAGGACUCUCACUCAGAUGUACAUACACUUCCUGAUCAUUCAGGUCAGAAUUAAAAAUACCAAAUACACCGAGCUGGAAGAGAGAGACGAAGAGAUGAUUUUCAAACUGGGCAAACUGGCUUUCCAACAGCUGGAGAGGGGAAAUCUGAUCUUCUAUGAGGGAGACCUGAGAGAGUGUGGCAUUGAUGUCACAGAAGCAUCCGUCUACUCAGGAGUGUGUACUCAGAUCUUCAGAGAGGAGGCUGGACUGUACCAGGGGAAAGUGUUCAGCUUUGUGCAUCUCAGUAUUCAGGAGUUUCUGGCAGCGUUAUAUGUGGUCCUCUGCUUUAUUAACGGAGAAAGAAACAUGUCUGACCAACAGCAAACCUCUGAGCUCUCUGCUCUGUUCAGGGCAGCAACGCUUCAGGACCUACACAAGACUGCAGUGGAUCUGGCCUUACAGAGUAGGAAUGGACACCUGGACCUUUUCCUUCGUUUCCUCCUCGGCCUCUCACUGGAGUCCAAUCAGAACCUCUUAAACCACCUAAUGGCACAGACCAACAGCCAAUCACAAAGCUCAGAGCAAACAGUUCAGUUAGUCAAACAGGAGAUCAGAGGUCAUAGGGAGCCAGACAGAAGGAUCAACCUGUUCUGCUGUCUGAAUGAGUUGAAUCAGCAUGCUGUAGUGGAGCACAUUGACAAUAGCUCAAGAACACUGACUAUAGAGAUGCUCUUACCAGGACAGUGGAAGACUGAAAAGUUCAAGUUCAAGACUUCAGAAGAGUAUCUGGAUGGGUUUGACCUGCAGAAGUACAUACAGACACCAGAGAUGGAUCAGACUGACCUCCUGAGCCCAGAUGCCGUCCUCCAGAAGCUGACUGAUGUGUUCACAUCAUCCACCUCAGCAGAGUGA
Molecule: messenger RNA, 2166 nt
Organism: Engraulis encrasicolus (European anchovy)
Lineage: Eukaryota; Metazoa; Chordata; Actinopteri; Clupeiformes; Engraulidae
Product: NLR family CARD domain-containing protein 3-like
Exons: 2
Coding region: 1-2166 (721 amino acids)
Biological process (GO): intracellular signal transduction
Source: RefSeq, a predicted model, not a curated record